AUGAAUGCAAAGCCGCGCUCGCAGAUAGGCAGGAUCGGCCAUGCGCCACCACGAACCCGGACCGCUGCAUCCGCCAUUCCAGUUGAGAACGAUGAACAAGCAGCAAGGCAUGGCACAAGUGGUAUUGUGCGUCCUUCGCCGAGCAAACUACCGUCGCUCCAGGGCGACACGGAGAACCGUCGCAGCUUACUCCCCCAACCCGGUCAACAUAAAUACAAUACUCGGUCAAGUAUAUUGCCAGAAGUAUCCGAUCAAGAUGCUGGCCAUGAAGAUAGGGGAGAAAACUUGUAUGAUGUGCAGAACCAACCAGAAGCUGUAUCAGCACCGCAAGAAAUUCAGAUUCCGGGUGCAGUACCGGGACGUCUUCGACCUCGAUCAGCGUAUCAGACUGGCACUCCGUCGUCUCAGCGCACGGAAAAUACUGAUAAAAUGAGUGUUCCUCGUUCUAUGCGACCUCCCGCAUCAGUCAGCAAGCUUGCGGCGCCACAGGCAGGACUGAGCCGAUCGCAGUCUUUGCGGAAACCAGCUGCUACGUCACAUCCAGCUCCAUCUUCAGGCGUUUCUGGUCAUGCUCGGACGCAGUCGACGAGUACCAUAUCAGCCCCACGGCGGGAUGUUGCUAGAUCAAACACAAUAUCUGAGCGACCAAAGUCUCUACAGAUGGCACCAAGUCGUACUACCAAGAAUAACAGCACAUCCGCAGACACACUACCUGGCGCCACCAGGACGUCGAUACGCAACACAGGUCUUAGUCGCACUGCCAGUACUCGGGCUAGACCAGAAGCAUCAAGUAGCUUGCCAAACACUGGACCUAUGCCCAGGGCUGAAGAGCCGAAGAAGACUAAUCGACCAGCAUUUAGCACACUUCAACAGCACUUCACACCGCGAAAGGUAGGGAAAGCCCCAACCGCCACUUUUAUCAACCCUGCAUCCCAAGCAGCGUCGUACUCGCUUUCCCCAGAGACGGUCAGUCUUCAAUCAGAACUGCUUCAACUACAUCUUUUGCAUCAAUCGUCGGCGCAGGUGUGCAGACGCUGGGAGAUCAGCGCGAAGCGUAGCUUACAUACAAAGUUCGAAGAGGUGGCCAGCUUAUACCAAGUCAUGUUGGAGAACGAACGUGCAGCUCAGGAGCAGAAAAAUCUCCAGUCUUUGCUCGAAUGGAGUGCUGGCGGCUUAUCUGCGGGGCUUGUUGAGCACAUCCAGGUCCUCUCGGAGCCCCUUCACGAACUGCCGUCGUUGGUCGAGUCCGGUGGCCGUCUGCAGCGUCUAGUGGCUGAAUUUGAACACUGGCUAUCCUGGGUCCAGGAUACUCGGUUCGGUCGACGGGAUCAUGGUGGAGCCAAGGCGGUUCUUGGUACAAUUGAAGGUCUUGGAGAUACGUGGAAAGCUGAAAAUGCUGCCUUGUCUCGAAAGCUGACUGUGCUCGCCCGCGAUCUGGACAGGCUGACUUCACCAGCACCAGGAUCAAGCAUUGCAUGCAUAGUUGAAGCAUGUAAAUCAAUUCUAAAUGGCAUCUUGGAUGAGUUGCAGACAAUGCAGAAGAUCGAGACUGACGUUGUGUUAAGAGAGAAAGAGUGGGUUGAGGAUCGUCUUCGAGUGAUUGCGCGGGAUGUCGGGACACAGUGGGUGGAUGUUGAUGGUCAGAGUGCGGCUUGGCGGAUGUGA
Molecule: messenger RNA, 1665 nt
Organism: Alternaria atra
Lineage: Eukaryota; Fungi; Ascomycota; Dothideomycetes; Pleosporales; Pleosporaceae
Exons: 3
Coding region: 1-1665 (554 amino acids)
Source: RefSeq, a predicted model, not a curated record